GAAAUAUUUGUAUCGGAAGUGCCUAUACAUUGUUGGCACCAUUUUUCCCAAUGGAGGCCAAACAAAAGGGUGCAAAUGAGACAUGGAUUGGCGUAAUAAUAGCCGAGUAUCAAAUUGCAGUAUUUUUUGGUUCAGCAAUUUUAGGCAAAUUUAUACCACCGCUGACACUGAAGUUUAUGAUAGCUAUCGGCCUAUUGAUGGCCAGCAUUUCUAGCGCUAUAUUCGGUGCACUCCAAUGGAUACCAUCGGGAACACCAUUCAUAGCCAUAGCAAUGGCCAGUCGUACUAUUGAAGGGUUAGGUGCGGCCGCUUUUUUUGUCAGCAGUUGGACAACUAUUUGUAUAAAAUUUCCUAAACAUAUAUCAAAAUUAUUUGGCACAAUAGAGAUGUGUUACGGUGUGGGUAUGAUAUUUGGUCCGGUAAUCGGUGGUCUACUUAAUCAAUUGGGUGCAAACAGUGGUAUAGCGUUUUGUUUGCCAUUUUUCGUUAUGGGAUUACUUCUACUAAUCGGUGGACUAUUGAUGAUAAUAUUAUAUCCAAACACAAAUAACAAUUCAUCACUAGAGAGGACCAGUGUUUUCAAUGUUUUAAGCAAUUUUAAUAUAACACUAAAUGUUUUAAUUACUGUCAACUGUUUUAUACUAAUUGGUUUCAAUGAGGCAACACUUAAACUACAUUUGGAAACUAUACAGAAGCUAUCAGCGGUAACUACUGGCGGCAUAUUUGUCAUAUCGGGUGUAUUGUAUGCACUAUCCAAUCAUUUUUGGGCUUAUUUUGCCGAUAAAAUGCCUACAAACUGUCACCCGUUAUGCCUAAUAGGCUGUACCUCAUCGUUGAUAGCCUACAUAAUUGUCGGUCCGAUGCCUUUCUUUCCCAUUGAAUCACAACUGUGGCUUACAAUACUCGCACAGGUAUUCAUAGGCCUGGGAAUGGGCGGUCAGUUUGUCGGCAGUUUUAUACAGGGAUUACGGGAAACAAUUAAAUCUGGUUUUCCCGAUAAUGUUUCCACAUAUUCAGUAGUUUCCGGUUUAUUUUCAUCAGCACUGGCAAUGGGAUCGGCAAUCGGUCCGGGAAUUGGCGGUUAUAUGUUGGGAAAAAUGGGCUAUCGAUGGGCAACCGUACCCAUAGUUGGCCUACAAUUUAUUGUCGGCCAAAAAUUGUUUCCACACGUUAGGGUUGGACACCGACACCGACGCCGACCACUCCUUGUCUAG
Messenger RNA from Oppia nitens, 1214 nucleotides. Its product is annotated as MFS-type transporter SLC18B1-like. The coding region runs from base 51 to 1214 and encodes 387 amino acids. The transcript has 12 exons. Gene Ontology annotation, molecular function: transmembrane transporter activity. Lineage: Eukaryota; Metazoa; Arthropoda; Arachnida; Sarcoptiformes; Oppiidae. Gene Ontology annotation, biological process: transmembrane transport. The record is from RefSeq and is a predicted model, not a curated record.